Episyrphus balteatus (marmalade hoverfly) is the source of this 1068-nucleotide messenger RNA. Its product is annotated as E3 SUMO-protein ligase ZBED1-like. Lineage: Eukaryota; Metazoa; Arthropoda; Insecta; Diptera; Syrphidae. Bases 1 to 1068 code for a protein of 355 amino acids. The transcript is spliced from 2 exons. The record is from RefSeq and is a predicted model, not a curated record.
AUGCCAUCAAGGAAAACGGUCUCAAACUCCCUUAUUCCUCGGAUGUUUAGCGAAACAAAAGCUAAAGUUCAGGAAAUGCUUGCAUCCGUAGAAUCAGUAUGUGUAACAACAGAUGGAUGGACUUCCAUGCCACAACAGAGUUACAUUGGAUGUAUACCGUAUGACCAGAGCCAUACAUCCAGAAAUUUGGGAAAUUUGCUGAAAUCCGAAUUGAAAGCUUGGGGCCUAGAAAGCAAGGUAACAUGUGUUGUGACGGACAACGCUGCAAAUAUUGUUGGUGCCGUAAAAGCAAAUAACUGGAGUCAUUUUCCGUGCUUUGCUCACACAUUGAAUUUGGUCCUAGGCGAAGGAAUAACUAUACUAGACCCUCAGCUUGUAAAAAUCAAGAGCAUCGUUGCCUUCUUUAAAAGAAGCUCUAGAGCAACCGUAAAGCUCACUAGCAUGCAGAAAGAGCUAAAUCUUCCAAGUCUCAAGCUAAAAAACUCGUGCGCAACACGAUGGAAUUCAACUAACGAUAUGCUAAUGAGAAUCGUAAAAGCCAAGUCCGCCGUGGUAGCAGUACUAGCCAUCGAAAAUCCGGAGCUAAACUGUGUGUCGACAAGCGAAUGGAAGAUGUUGGAGAAGGCAGCGAAAGUUUUCCAGAUAUUUCAAGCCAUCACAGAAGAAAUCUCAGCUAAAAAGAAUGUGAUUUCUAAAGUUAUGUUGAUGGUGUCGGCAAUAAAAAACCAUUUAUCUAAAUUAUCUGUGGAGAACCAUUCUUCUUCGGAGUUUGAUCCAGCAAUUGACCAUAUUAUAGGCGUUCUAUCAACAUCUCUGAACACAAGGUUUAAAUUUUUGGACGAAAAACUUGCCCAAGCUACUUUAUUGGAUCCACGGUUUAAAAAAUUUGGCUUUGCAAACGUGAGCACGUACGAGAGAUGUCUUAAAGAACUUAAAUCGAAAGCUCUGCCACUACAAAACGCGACACUGACACCCGUUGCAGAGGAAUCAAACACUUCUAACCAAGCUACAGGAACUACAGCUUCAAGAGAACGAAAUUCCUUGAUAUGGGAAGAUUUCGACUCAUAA